This is a messenger RNA of Drosophila hydei, 1223 nucleotides long. Its product is annotated as transcription factor Adf-1. The record is from RefSeq and is a predicted model, not a curated record. Gene Ontology annotation, cellular component: transcription regulator complex; nucleus. The coding region runs from base 83 to 718 and encodes 211 amino acids. Lineage: Eukaryota; Metazoa; Arthropoda; Insecta; Diptera; Drosophilidae. The transcript is spliced from 2 exons. Gene Ontology annotation, biological process: regulation of transcription by RNA polymerase II.
UCGAACUAUCCAAAUAUAUUUGUUUUGAUGCACUCUGUGCAAGUAGUAGCGAAAAUUUGUUUGUUUAUUUUUCUUGUUUACUAUGUCCACGUGUGCUGAAUUUGAUAAUCGACUUAUAGAAUUGGUGCGUGCCAAUCCAAGUUUGUAUGAACGUGAACUGCGUAAGGCACCGUACGAUUCUAGUAAAAAAAAGAAAACAGAAUUGUGGUGCAGCAUCGCAACAUCCCUCAAAACUGAUGUCAGCACCUGUAUAACGCGUUGGAAUUUCAUUCGGGAGAAGUUACGCCGGGAGCUGUUGAAAGAGCACUCCGAUUGGACCUGGUUGCCAAAGCUACAGUUCAUUGGACAACACAAACAACACUCCAGCAGCAGCAGCCAUCACAGUAGUGAACGACAAAUUGCAAAUAUAACUGCACCUCCAACUGUUAAUUGGCGCGCACAAAGCACCGAGCAGGUCAUCGAAAAUGAUGAGGACGAUGCGCUGCAGGAGGCAAUGGACGAACAGCAUGCAUCUGCAAUUGUUUUGCAACCACCACUAGCAACACCACCACCAGCGCCUGCAACUUCGUCUAGUGACGACGCCAUGAAACGCAUUGAAGCUUUGCUGCAGGGCUUGGGCGCCAAUCGUAUUAAGGCUGAGAAAAAGGUUUUGGCCUAUUUGUGCAAAUGCAAUCUGCGUGCCCUAAACGAUGAGCAAAUCGAUGAUAUAUUUAUUUAAAUAAGUCUUAAGUAAGUCGGAUUGUAAGUCUUUUAUUUUACUCUUGGGCUGGACGCAAAAAUCGACGACGUAAAGCAACUCCAACUAUGACGCAGUUGAAACGUUUCGUCUCACUGUUGGUCAAAGAGUGCGCGCGCAAGCAAUAACAUGUCCAAUAACCAUGUCUGGCUGGUUUGGGUGGGUGGGUGUUUGGGUGUGUGAGUAGACGACGCCAAGCAAGCAUUUAGUUUAUUAAUUUCGAUGACACUGUCCUGCAUGGUUACACAUAAAGGCAUACUAAUGCACCAGGCCCACCCCGGUCCCUCACAACACCCCACCAACUGCCGCUCUAUCAGCUAAUAUGAACCACUAAUACUUCAUGCAACAUGCCCGUCGCCCACCUUUCUAGAGUUGAUGUGUGUGUAGUAGCUGUAGCGCAUUAACACCACAUUAUCGAUUGAUUUGGGCAAAGGCACGCACAAAAAUCGAUAAGCAUGCAAAGCCAAUGCAAAGUAAUGUAUAUAUA